Messenger RNA from Zingiber officinale, 3519 nucleotides. Its product is annotated as protein ACCUMULATION AND REPLICATION OF CHLOROPLASTS 3-like. Gene Ontology annotation, biological process: chloroplast fission. NCBI's taxonomy places the organism in Eukaryota, Viridiplantae, Streptophyta, Magnoliopsida, Zingiberales, Zingiberaceae. Gene Ontology annotation, cellular component: extrinsic component of plastid membrane; chloroplast outer membrane; cytoplasm. The record is from RefSeq and is a predicted model, not a curated record. Gene Ontology annotation, molecular function: GTPase activity; GTP binding. Bases 895 to 3165 code for a protein of 756 amino acids. The transcript is spliced from 17 exons.
UUUCCCGUUCUUCUUUUGUCCUCCUCCACUUGUUUCUUGAAGUCACCAAAAGUGAACUGCUUGUAGUGGGAAGGCUCACUGCAGCUCCCUAUUAUGGAAUCCAUUGAUGGGCAAAGGAAAUAGGCAACUGAGUAUCUAUCUGCCUCAGAAUUGCUCAUUACCUUGUGCUCUACACUCUUGUAGAAAUCAUUGCUCCAUGCCUGGAACGAAUCAGAUUAAUCAACAUAUAGUUGAAGGGUAGAUUCUCAUCUGCAUCAGUUAAAAUAAAAGGUGGCUGUUCUGUGGUUAAUUCUAUGCAUGUGUGGAUGGAACUACUAUUGAACUGAUGUCAUUAGCCAUGGCUUGUCGAGCUCUGGUGCAAUUAUUAACUAUGUAGUUCCCUACCACCGCAAAAAAGUUAUCUCAAAGAAUGCUAAUCAAUGAAGUAAUUUGAAACUUGAAAGUGCUGCCUUGAAAAGGAAUGGGAUGGCCAAUAUUUUGUGUGCAGAAGAUACCUGAAAGAGAUCACCAAUGUUGACUAUAAGAGCAUCUUGGUUAGGUUUCACAGCAUACCAACUAGAAUCCUUCCUCAAUUGGAGGCCUCCAACCUGAUCUUGACUGAGGAUGGUGAGGAAGUCACUGUCUGUGUGAGGCAAUAGGCCAAAGGUGCCCAGUGAAUGAGGGCACGGAGGAUAAUGGUUCAGGCGGAAAUAGUUUGUGCUCAUACUGCAUUUUUCGGCAAUAAAAUCCCCUGGAAACCCCAAGUUCUCAGCUAGAACUCUUGCAAGCACGUGAGCAAGGGUGCAAAGUAAAAUUAUGGCAGAAUUUUGAGGAUACUGGCCGAACCGAGCAGACGAGGAUAUCGAAUGCCUCCUCGUUCGACGGAGAGACCUGAUCUCUAUCUCGCUGGAGUCCAUGGAGAUGGAGGCUCUCGCUCGGAGAAGCUCGUUAUCCAUUUCCGUUGCGUCUCUUUCUAGGCCAAGCUCUCGGUACGGCGUCAGUGCUCGCCGCGACUUCCCCGGCGCGCGGCGAAGGAAACCCUCCUUGCGACUCCGGGUGGAAGCAGAAACGGCCUUGGGCAGCGCGCGCAUUGACCGGAGUGAGCCGGUUGAGGUCAUAGGGAUUGGCAGUAGGAAGGACGCGCUCAUCGAAUUCUGCUUGAAUUCGCCCUCGUUCUCCGAAUCUCGCCUUAGGUUCUGGACUAUACAAACGAGAGGUUCUCUUAAGCUCCAGAGGUGCCGUGGAACAGAUAUGCUUCAAAAAAAAUUGGAAUUUCCGCUAUCACAUCCAUGCCCUCCAGCUAUUAUUCUUGUAGCAAGUUCAGGUCAUGAUCUCGAUCAUGUUACAGCUUUAGAACUUUUAGAUGCUGUUAAGUCAGCUGGUGGUCUAGCUGUUGCAAUUUUAUUAAAGCCAUUUAUGUUUGAGGGACAAAGACGGCUGAAGGAGGUAGAAUAUCUGGAGCGUAAACUGAAAGCUUGCUCACACUUUUAUAUUGUGGUUGAAGCAGAUACUUUACUGAAGAGAGAAGUAGAAACUCUAGCUGAAGCUAUGGAAACUGCAAAUAGUGCUGUCUUCUUUGCCCUGUGGACAAUAUCUGUUAUGAUAACUGAGAGUUUUGCCAAAUAUCAGAGUUUAACAAAUUUGCAAAUGAGAGAAGUUAAAUCAAUGGAAGUAGUAAAAAUUUUACGCAGAAAUGGUGAAGCUAAAUCUGGUUUUGGAGCUGGUUAUGAUAUUAAAUCAUCAAUUAAACAGGCCAUCUUCCAUUGUCCUUUUCUUCCUGGUGGUAUAAAGGACUUGAAUGGCCUAGUUAUUGUUACCUUUUCAAGUGCUUCUUAUUUGGACCAAAGUGAUCUGCACUCUGCCAUUGUUAUGUUCCGUGAAAUUUCUCAGUGCAAAAGUGAAAUCAUUGUUUCCCAAGUUCAAGAACCUCAACUGGAGUCGAAUUUAGUCAUAACGACUGUUCUAAUUGUGGGUAAUCAGAAAAUAUCUUCUCCUAAGAGGGGAGUAUUGAUGAGUUUAGCUCUUCGUCUUCCAUUCCUGUCCUCCCUCAUGGGUGGUGGGAAUUUCUUUGAAUCUAAAGAAGAUAUGACAGUUUGUGCUUCAAAAUCCACAUCUGAUGCAUCCAACCCAUCAGAGAACUGGGAGAUCUCAAAUUUUGAAUCGGCUAGUAGUGCUGUUGAUUAUCAUAAUCAAUGCACUCAAGAAAUAGAAAAUACAUUAUCUGGAGAAGAAUCAAGAGUCCUACAUAAAGUUAAAUCAUCAGAUUGCAAUAUCAAUUUUCUGCACAAACAUAGUUAUGAAACAGAACAUGAUGCAAAUAUUCAGAAUGAACCACCUAGCAGUUUGAGUGAUGACCCUGGAUUCCAUAUUGCACAGUUGUGGGCUAAAGAGCGUACUUCUUUACAUUUAAAUGGUAAAGCAAAUGAAACAGAAAUCUUGAGUCUUCCAAUUGGUAUAAAAACCUCCAUUUUGUGCUCUGGUUAUUCAAUGAAUGUUGAUCUGAGUGUUUUGGAAAAAUUUGACAAUAAUAACAAUGCCAAAGAAUCCACAAGUGGACAAGCUAUUGCUUCUGGAAAUGUACUAACAGAAGCAGGUAUGGAGGCUGUGCUAGAAAUCUAUAAUUCCGCAUUGGCAUUAAUAAAAGGCAGAAAUCUGAAUGGAUCUCAAAAUGGUGGGCUGCUUUCUGCCCGUGCUGCUUCUAUGCUGGAAGCUGAAAGAGAAUCACAGAAGAGUUGGACGCCUGUCCUGGAAAUACAAUAUAGAGGGGGAAGCUAUAAAGGACGAUGCCAGGGAGGUUUACCUGAAGGAAAGGGUCGGCUAAUGUUCAAGGAUGGAUGCUUUUAUGAUGGCAUAUGGCACAAUGGAAAGAGAUGUGGUCUUGGUUCAUUUUACUUCAGUAAUGGUGAUGUGUACCAAGGAUCAUGGAGGGAUGAUCUUAUGCAUGGGAAGGGUUGGUUCUAUUUUAGUUCCGGAGAUCGCUGGUUCGCAAACUUUUGGAAAGGGAAGGCCAAUGGUGAAGGGAGAUUUUACUCCAAAAGUGGUAGUAUAUAUUUUGGUAACUUCAAAAAUGGUUGGCGAGAUGGACAUAGCUUGUACAUAGACACAGAUGGAUCAAGGUGGACCGAGGUAUGGGAAGAAGGUACCCUUGUUAGCAGGACUCAGCUGGAUGAUGCAGCUUCUGGCUGAUGCGUUUACAAAUCUAGUAGACUAGUUCGGAUGCUUACAUUUUGAUAAAACGAUGCCCUAUAAUUGCUGAAACGUGCUUCUGUAUACAGCGAGCAGUUUUUGUACAAAAUUUAAGUUUGCAAUUCUUGAUUGCUAGAAAUGUAGUGUGUAAAUUGUGUCGUAGGGAACAGAAUUAGAACUUCGCCGUCAAAGAAUGGAUAUCUAGUCAUUUGCUCAAUUGCAUUUGAUGUUUUGUUUGACAUUGGUGUAUCUUUAGAUCGAUGAACUUAUGCUGUUAAGGAAUCUUGCUUGCUUUGUUGUAAAGACAGACAAUACCGCACCAUUCCAUUUAUAAGCACUGGUUCUUUAGUUCAA